AUCCCCUCCCGAGUUGCUAGGGUAAUUUCGCCGCCCGCCGCCGCCGCCCCCAAUCCCCAGCUGAGCAGGAGCCGGUCCAGUUGCCGUCGGCGGCGGUCGACCUCCGCCGGGGGGAAGAAUGAAGCCGGUGGUGGGGAUCGUGGUGUCGAACAAGAUGCAGAAGUCGGUGGUGGUGGCCGUCGACCGCCUCUUCCACCACAAGAUGUACAACCGCUACGUCAAGCGGACCUCCAAGUUCAUGGCGCACGACGAGACCAACGACUGCAGCAUCGGCGACCGGGUUAGGCUUGAUCCUUCUAGGCCCUUGAGCAAAAAUAAGCACUGGGUUGUUGCGGAGAUUCUUCGCAGAGCUAAGGUGUAUUCUCCGGCAGCUGCUGCAGAAGCUUCUGCUCAACUCGGUGCAACAAUUCAACAGGCUGAAGCUGCUAGCAAAUCAUCAACAUAAAGUUUGUCUGAGGCUUAGACACAUGUGUCGUUUGGUUUCCUCAGUUCAUUUCCUUGUGGAUGUAAUGUUCAAUCUGACUUGCAUAUGGAAAGAGAAAUGCCACCGUUGCUGUAAUUUCUAGCUGAAUUUAGUUUGUUGUUCUGCAUGUUCA
Oryza brachyantha (malo sina) is the source of this 596-nucleotide messenger RNA. RefSeq names its product 30S ribosomal protein S17. Lineage: Eukaryota; Viridiplantae; Streptophyta; Magnoliopsida; Poales; Poaceae. The transcript has 2 exons. Gene Ontology annotation, cellular component: ribosome. Gene Ontology annotation, molecular function: structural constituent of ribosome. The coding region runs from base 119 to 445 and encodes 108 amino acids. Gene Ontology annotation, biological process: translation. The record is from RefSeq and is a predicted model, not a curated record.